Chironomus riparius is the source of this 5162-nucleotide messenger RNA. The record is from the annotation of a GenBank genome assembly. NCBI's taxonomy places the organism in Eukaryota, Metazoa, Arthropoda, Insecta, Diptera, Chironomidae.
AUGUGGCUGCAAAAAUUCAAAUUGCUGCUUUGGAAAAAUUGGAUUUUGGUUAAAAGACACCCAAUUGCAGUGACCUUCGAGUUCAUCUUCCCCAUUGCAGUCAUCGUUUUCUUCACAUGGGUGAAAAAUGAAAUUCCAGAACGCACAACCCCAUUAGAUCUUGGGGAGGAAUUCAGCAUGAAUCCAUCAGAAUGCAGGAUAACUUACCAAAAUAUUCAUCAAUUUGGAUAUUCACCGAAUAGCUCAUAUUAUCAAAAAUUAAUGCACGAAGUUUACAUGCAGUUCAAUUCAACAUUAUCAGAUAUUAAGGAUACGGACUACAUGUUUGAUGACAGAGAGAAGUUCAACCAAACAUUAAAGUUCGUCGGACAUGACAACAAGGAAAAUUUGAAAAUUUGGUUACGGAAGCAAAAUUUGCCAGCAAUCGGGGUUGCUUUUGAUGAGUCAUCAACAGUUCCUCCCAAAAACUUCAGCUAUAGAAUUCUGGCUCCACAAUCUGGUAGCUUUUACUACGGAUGGGAUACUGACAUUCUCUACUACAUCAGUGUAACUUACAAUCGCAGAUAUUCUGGCGAAAACCAAGCAAGCUUUCCUCUAUAUUAUCCAAGCUGUUUUCUGAUGCUGCAAAAUGAGAUUGAUCAAGCAUUUAUGAAGUCUCUAAAGCCUGAUAUGGAAAUUGUUAAAUUGGAAACUUUGAGGUACUUCCCGUACCCAAGUAUAGUUGAGGACUUUUUUAUGGAAUUCGCUGCCUAUGGAUUUCCAAUUUUGUUUGUGUUUUGCAUGAUAUUUUCAUCAAAAGUGCUGGUUAAGAACAUAACAAUCGAACGCGAGUCACGUCUAACAGAAUCAAUGAAAAUAAUGGGAUUGUCGAGUGCUUUAUACUGGUCAUCAUGGUUCAUGCGUAGCUUCAUUAUUCUCAUCAUUUCCUUCACAAUCAACCUCAUCUUGACAGUCACAAGCAUCAUUUCGGAUAUUCCAAUUUUUGCCAACAGCAAUCCACUCAUCAUUUGGUUCUUUUUCAUCUCAUACAUCACAUCCAUGAUCACAUUCUGCUUCCUUGUCAGUGUCAUCUUCAAAAAGUCAUCACGUGCUGGAAUUGUUGGCUCAAUUAUCUUCAUUGCUACUGUUCUGCCUUACAUGAUGUAUCAUGAUAGCUUUUAUAGGUUUGGAUAUGGACUGAAAGUGCUGUUCUGCAUGCUGACUAACACAAACAUGGGUCAAGGCAUUAAAAUGAUUCUUAUGGCUGAAGUUAAUGAUGAUGGAGUUGGAUUUUCGAACCUGUUUAAGAGAUCUGUUGACUUGAAGUUCUCGUUUGGUGAAUUGUUGGUCUGGAUGAAUGUUGGCAGUGCCAUUCUGAUGCUGUUGACCAUUUACAUUGAGAAGGUCUUUCCUGGAGAUUUUGGCAUCCCCAAGCCUUGGUACUUUCCACUCAAAUCAAUUUAUAAGGUUCUUAACAAGAACGCUUCAUACAACUUCGAUGAUUCUGAGAUCUCAGAUGCUAGUCAACUCCUAUGCAGACCCGCAGACCAAGAAGAGGAACCUAUAAAUUUAAGAGUCGGAAUUCAAAUUCGAAAUUUAUCAAAAACAUUUGGAACCAAAUUUGCAGUCAAAAACCUAUCAUUAAAUCUAUUUGAGAACCAAAUCACAGUUCUGUUGGGUCACAAUGGAGCUGGCAAGACCACAGCAAUGUCAAUGCUGACUGGACUUUUUGCACCAACAUCAGGAACAGCAAUCAUCAAUGGAUAUGACAUAAGAACUGAAAUUGAAGACGCUAGAAGAUCAUUUGGAUUCUGUCCACAACAUGACAUCUUAUUUGAGGAACUGACAGUUGAGGAACAUUUGCAGUUCUUCUGUAGACUUAAAGGAAUGAUUGAUGUGAUUCAAGUUGAGAGUCAAGUUGAUAAAUAUACAAAUUUAUUAGGAAUUGUUGAUAAAUUGAAGGAACAAAGUAAGAACCUUAGUGGUGGUCAGAAAAGAAGGUUGUCCAUAGCACUGGCACUGUGUGGAAAUCCCAAGUUUGUGAUCAUGGACGAAGCUACUUCGGGGAUGGAUCCUUCAUCACGGAGGGAUUUAUGGAACUUAUUAAUAUCAGAGAAGAAGGAUAAGACUAUUCUGAUCAGCACUCAUUUCAUGGAUGAAGCUGACAUCCUCGGCGAUCGAAUAGCUAUAAUGACUGAAGGACAGCUCAGAACAGUUGGUUCCUCAUUCUUCCUGAAGAAACGAUUCGGAACUGGCUAUCGAUUGACUUUAGUCAAGCAAAGUGGAUUUGAUGCUCAUGCUGUACUCGAUGUCCUUGAAGAACACGCACCAGAAGCAUUCAUUGAAAGUGAAGGAAAGACCGAAGCAGUCAUUGUGAUCUCAAAUGAUAAAUUGCCAUAUUUUGAUGAAAUUUUUAAAAGCCUUGAAGACAAUGCUGAGCAGCUGAAGAUAUCAAGUUUUGGAUGUAGUUUUACGUCACUUGAAGAUGUGUUCCUGAAACUCGGCUAUGGAACAUUUGAUGACAAUCAAAUCAUUAAUGAAUUCCAACCAAUUUUGGUUGAAAGCUCAAAAGUCUUUGAAAAGGACGAGGAAAGUUCGAUGGCUUGUUACCAAAUUUAUGCAAUGAUUCUUAAGAAAAUUUGGGUUUAUCGUGAAAUGUGGAAGACUUUUGUGUAUUUUGGGGUUUUAUCAGCACUUGCUAUAUUCUUGCUGCCUAAAAUGAUGUCGAGUACUACAACUUACAUGCCAGAAUUGAGGAUAUCCUUUGAUACAUAUGAAGGAACUGAAACUUUAAUAGAAAUUGACGAGAAGUCGAACCUGUCUGAUGCUUACAUGAGUCUUUUCACUGGUAAGGACACAAUCAUCGACGUCAGCAAGACAUUCAAUAAAACUUUGGAAGAAACGAUCCUCAAAAAGUCCAAUGAAUCUCUAGGAACAGUCAACCACAAGAACCUCAUAGCUGCAACCAUAAAAUCCGGUGAACUUACAGCUUGGUUCAAUUCCCAGCCAUACCACACGACUCCAUUGACAGUCAAUACAAUCAAUCGAGCUAUAUUGAAGUCUAUAGCUGGUGGUGACUAUGACAUCUCAGUGACUAAUGAGCCAUACAUUAAGAAGGACAGCCACGACAGUUUUGAUAGCAAAGAGAAUGCAGUCUUCGACUUCUUUACUGUCUUCUUCCUAUUCAUGUUAUGGCCUAUGAUUUUUGUUCGAAUUUACAUCAAGGAACGAGAAAUGAAGUUUAAGUUCCUUCAAUUCAUUUGGGGCACAAAUCGACUUGUCUUUUGGUUCACAAACUUCCUACUUGACUACAUUUUGCUGACUUUUAUCUUUUUGGUGCUGUCUGUGACUUUUGUGUAUGGAAUGCACAGUCAUGACUAUCUGUAUGAGGAGUUUAAGGCUUUGAUGACUAUUGCUGUGGUCUAUGGCUUUGCAUGGAUACCUUUUAUUUAUUUGUUCUCUUAUUUAUUUAGUAAGCCAUCGACUGGAGAGGUCAUGAUACAGUUUGUGUCUCUUGUUAUUCCAAUCAUCUAUGGAAUUUACUUCAUAUUCUAUUCAAACAAGAAAACUAGGAGCCAUAGUAGAGUUCUUUAUUGGAUUGGUAUGUGGUUCGGGAUGUUUUCUCUAACAGAAGCUAUAGCUUGGUAUGUUGAGGGACUAAUGCAGCUUGAGAUUCUUGCAUUAAACAUUGAACCUGAAAUCAAGAUUAGUGCGUUUUCUGGUCAAAAAGAAUUCUCGCUUGAUAACUUUAUGGUAAUGAGCCUUGUAUCUGGUUCCUUGUACUUCAUAGUAGUUCUACUCAUUGACUAUAACAUCUUUGCAUAUAUUUACUAUAAAAUGCACAAAACUCAACCAAUUGAUUCAAAUUUAUCAUCCUUAAUUGUUGAUGAUGAUGUCUUGAUGGAAUCACAAGGAGUCAAUUCAAUGUCUGAAAAGGAUGUGCUUGGUUCCAACCUUGUUCUCAGGAACUUAACUAAAACUUUCAAAAGUUUCUCUGCUGUACGUCAAUUAUCAUUGAAUGUUAAUAAGCAUGAAUGUUUUGGUCUACUUGGUGUCAAUGGAGCUGGAAAGACAACAACAUUCAAAAUGAUGACUGGAGAUGAGCUAAUUACUUCUGGUGACAUUUGGAUUAAAGGGAAGUGCCUGAAGACUCAACUACUUGAAGCUCAUCAAUUCAUCGGUUACUGUCCACAAUUUGACAACUGCAUUCCUGAACUGACUGGACGUGAAACUUUGAAGAUCUUUGCAUUGAUCCGUGGCAUCAAAAUGGAUGAAAUUACAGAAAUGAUCAACCAAAUAGCAAGUGAACUUGACUUUAAACAGCAUUUGGACAAGCAAGUUAAAGCUUACAGCGGUGGAAAUAAAAGAAAACUGUCGACUGCCUUAGCAUUGCUCGGAAAUCCAGAAUUGAUCUUCUUGGAUGAAUGCACAACAGGAGUCGAUCCACAAGCUCGUCGUCAAAUUUGGAAUGCAAUCAAGCGAAUCCGUGACAAUCAUCGACUUUCAUCCUCAAUCGUCAUCACAUCGCAUUCCAUGGAUGAAUGUGAAGCUUUGUGUACAAGAAUUGGAAUCAUGGUUGCUGGUCAGUUCCAAUGUCUUGGUCCAGUUCAACAUUUAAAGAAUAAAUUCUCAAAAGGCUUUGUCUUGACCAUCAAAACUGGAUUUACUGAUGAAAAUUUGACUGAAAAAGUCAAGCAACGAAUUGUUGAGAAAUUCAGAAGUGCGGAACUGAAAGAAAAUUAUUUGGACAUUCUGACUUAUCAUUUGAAGAACAUUGAUUUGAAAUAUUCAGAAGUAUUCAGGAAGUUGGCACAGAUUAAGAAUGAUAUGGGAAUCAAAGAUUAUGCAUUGACACAAAUGUCACUUGAGCAAGUUUUCUUGAACAUUAGUCAUCGGGAGGGUUAAAAUGAGACUAAGGCAGAGUUAUGUGUUGACUAGCUAUAGGCUAGGUAUGAAAGUAAUAGAAGGAUUGUGAUAGAAUGUGGACCAAAGAUUGAGCAAUUAAUGAAAAAUGGAAUUAAAAUAUAUUGUAUUCUACCUUAGCUUGCUAAAUCUCAAUAUAACUGUACCAAAUCUCAAAUGUGCCCAAACUUGAUGUAUUCUUAUGAAAUAAUUUUCCAGUGUUGUUGUAUGCAUCUCAUCCUUACCAAAAUUGAAUAUUACAGCUGUAAACAGUUCAAAUU